AUGUCUCCCUCUACUUCAUGUGCCGCAAAGGGCUCGAGCUCCCCGGUAGUCAACAAGAUGCCUGGUGUCCGGUGCCCCAACUGCUACGCAAAGGGCCAAGAAGUAUGGGUCAUCCCUGGCAAGAGCUGCCACGUCUGUGCCACACCAUGCGCAUGA
Messenger RNA from Penicillium verhagenii, 156 nucleotides. RefSeq lists its product as uncharacterized. The transcript is spliced from 2 exons. Bases 1 to 156 code for a protein of 51 amino acids. The record is from RefSeq and is a predicted model, not a curated record. Lineage: Eukaryota; Fungi; Ascomycota; Eurotiomycetes; Eurotiales; Aspergillaceae.